UAAGCAAAACAAUAAUGCCUCUCCUGCAAUUUUUCUCCCAUCAAAAUAAUUUCAAUGGAGUCAUCUUCUUCACUCCUUAUUCAUCACUCUUACCUCUCUUACCUUAAUCCAAAAUUUCGAAAUAGACCUUCCCUUUCUUAUCCGUUAAUGCGAAAUCCGCAAAAAUGCAAACAAACUCGAAUUUGUUCAAAUAAGAUGUACGUUCCCGGCUUUGGAGAAGCUUCUCCGGAGGCUAAGGCAGCGAAGCAUCUUCAUGACUUCUUUACUUACGUUGCCGUGAGGAUAGUGUCUGCUCAGCUUGAGAGUUAUAACCCUGAGGCAUAUAUGGAGUUAAGAGAAUUCUUAGACACGAAUUCUGUAAGUGACGGCGAUAAAUUUUGUGCCACUCUCAUGCGUCGCUCUUCACGUCACAUGAACUUAGCUCUUCGAAUCUUAGAGGUACGAUCUGCCUAUUGUAAAAAUGAUUUCGAGUGGGAUAAUUUGAAGCGUCUCGCCUCGAAGAACGUAGAGAGAUCCAACACAAGACUCAUGCGUGAAUACGUCUUGGAGACUAGCCAUGUCGAAACCGAUUCCGAUACUUGAAACCUGAGAUAUCUUCGGAUCACAUUCACAUAUAUAGUCUCGAGAGUAUACACACUUAUAACUGUUUGUACAUACAUAUACCAUUGUACAUUUGUGCUUGUGUUAAUCUCAGGCCUGAUCCUAGACCCUUUUCUUUUGAGAA
Molecule: messenger RNA, 724 nt
Organism: Capsella rubella
Lineage: Eukaryota; Viridiplantae; Streptophyta; Magnoliopsida; Brassicales; Brassicaceae
Product: chaperonin-like RBCX protein 1, chloroplastic
Exons: 6
Coding region: 55-582 (175 amino acids)
Biological process (GO): ribulose bisphosphate carboxylase complex assembly
Molecular function (GO): protein folding chaperone
Source: RefSeq, a predicted model, not a curated record